Molecule: messenger RNA, 16706 nt
Organism: Paramormyrops kingsleyae
Lineage: Eukaryota; Metazoa; Chordata; Actinopteri; Osteoglossiformes; Mormyridae
Source: RefSeq, a predicted model, not a curated record
UAGUGGGCGUAGCUGUUUAAUUCGGCGCAGAGUAGGAGAAGCAGCGGGGAUCACCAUGGUAGCUGGGAUGUUAAUGCCGCUGGAGGACCUGAAAAAGAUUUACGAGCUCCUGUUUCGCGAUGGUGUCAUGGUGGCCAAGAAGGACAAGUCUCCGGAAAGCAGGCACCCGGAGCUGCAGGGGCACAUCACCAACCUGCAGGUAAUUCGGGCUAUGGGCUCACUUAAGUCCCGGGGCUACGUGAAGGAGACCUUUGCUUGGAGACACUACUACUGGUACCUGACAAACGAGGGGAUCGCAUACCUGCGUGACUACCUGCGGUUGCCCCCUGAGAUCGUGCCUGCCUCCCUGCAGAGGGUGCGUCGGCAGGUGGCCCCCUUAGAGGUGACACGUAGGACGGCACGGGUCCAGACCUUGGAGGGACCCACCUCCUACGUCACUAAACCUGCCCCCCAGACUCGUGCUGAGGGCCAAGAGAUGCUGGCUGAGCGGCAGGCCUACCGGCACAAGAGGGCGGUGGCCACGGAGGAGGGGGCUCUGAGAACUGAGGGGGUGGCUCGGUCCCGAGGCCAUCCCCUGGCUGUUGAGCCCAGGAAGCCCGGUGCAUCCUGGGAUUUUGGGAGCCAGAACCAGCCCUUCUCAAAGGAUAGACAAGUGUCUCUCAAAGAAGAGAGCGCAAUGGAGAAGAGUCAGGUGAAUAGAGUCUCCAUGAGCAAGAUGAUUCUGCCUGAUGCCAAGGCCACAAAGUCUUCUGCAGCAGUAUCUUCUAGGGAGAGGGUCACUGCUAUGGACCAGCAGAGCCCAAAAUUGGCACCCAGGAGAGAUGCUGCACCCAAACCGACGCUCCCAUCAACACUGGUGGAAACGGUGACUAUCAGACCAAUGGAAGCUGCAGUGACGAUGUGUACAGCAAAAGCCCCCGUGGUUAACAAGGUGGUCGAAGAGGAUCUUGUGAAGGCCGUCGCUGGGAACAUCUCCACAAGCUCAAGUCCACCUUCUGAACCUAUAGCCAGUAAAGCUGCCAUUCAGUCACCAAGGAAGGAAUCUUUGGCUCCUAAGGUGGUUAGUAUGGUGAAGGACCAGAAUGCCGGAGCAGCCUCACCAAAAAUGCCGGGUGACAGUGUCACGGCCAAGUCGGCACUUCCUGCGGGUACCCUUCCUGUCCCUGCUGAAAAUAUGACAGACGAGGUGCGUGACAUGGCCUUGGUCACAAAAGUGACACAUGAGGUUAUGAAAACACCAGGCCAUGCCAAGGACGCACCGCAGAUGGCCUUAGAGAAAGCGCAACGGCAGGAUGCCCAACCCACUUUGGAGACCACCCGAACCAAAGAAUCUGUGCAGGUUGAGGAGUUAGCCAUCACAAAGGUGGGCACAACUUUAUCUGAAGGAAGUGCCACUGGUGAGCUAGUGCCCCCAUCCUCGACAGCAACGGUGCUGCCCUCUCGCAAGUCGAAGAAGAAGAAAAAGUCAGAAAAGGCCUCUGAGGUGAAAUCGACCGAGGAGACCGUGACCCCUUCUCUGGGUGACGAUACCCCUAAAUCAAAGCCACCAGCGGCCCUGAAGGAUCAGGCCGACGUUCCCGUUAAGGCUGCUGUUCCUGCUGGGAACGCUCUUCCCACUGAAGUCGCUAUUCCCAAGACGGCCAGGAAGGAUACAGUGCAGAAGAUGGAGGCAGUGACAGUGGAUAUGGGGGUUCUGAAGCCUAACCUAAGCGAUACUCCAGUGCAAGAAGCACUGCUGUCGAGGAUGGUGGAAACUGUCCCACCAGACAGGGCUAAAGUUAUCAAAGCUAGUAAGCAGCAAACAGCAGGGUCGAGGGAGGCCCCUCCGUCACCCAGAGCCGAAGAUGGAGUGGCAGCGCAAACCCCUUCUGCAGCGGGGGAGGAUGUUCCCCAUCCAGAGAGUGCGAGCAGAGACGCUCGGCAGGCAAAGUCAGAGAGCAGCGCUGCAAAGCAGAACGCAGCUGCAGCUGUGCGAGCUGAUCUCUCUGCCCCAGCAGACAAAGGGAAGGCGGAGCCUGCAAGGCUGCAUGCUGAAAAACCCAAGCAGGAGGUCCCAAAAACUUCUCCAGCUACAAAUCCACGAGGAACAGCGUCAGAGGCAACAAGCGCUGACAGCAGCUCUGGAGCGACACAGGCAGCGUAUCGGAUUAGCACGCAGGCGCAGCACAGCCCUGUGACUGAGGAGCACAAGCAGCCCCUGGUCGAGAGGGACGCCCAGACUACAGAGCCCACGUCCCUCGGCGAGGCAGCCAUGAAGAAGAAGAUUGUGGUUGUGGAGGAGGUAAUUGAGGAGGUGAAGCACGUUGGGUCGCCAGGAACUCAGGCAGCCAAUGCCUCCGGAGGUGCUGCAGAACACGACACAGGGUCCGUCACCGUCCUGCGGGCCGACGCCCCCAAGGGCAACUUGGACCACAGACCUGACGUGUGGGUAGACGACGUGGAGGAGAAGACCUGGCCCAACUUUGUGGAAGAUGAGCGUGAUCGAGUUCAGAAGAAGACCUUCACCAAAUGGGUCAACAAGCAUUUGAUGAAGCACUGGCGAGCAGAGGCACAAUGUCAGGUGACCGACCUGUACGAAGACCUCCGCGAUGGACACAACCUCAUCACCCUGCUGGAGGUUCUCUCGGGCAAGACGCUGCCCCGGGAGAAAGGGCGAAUGCGUUUCCACAAGCUCCAGAAUGUACAGAUAGCGCUGGACUUCCUGAAACAAAAGCAGGUCAAGUUGGUGAACAUCCGAAAUGAUGACAUCGCCGACGGGAACCCUAAGCUUACGCUGGGGCUGAUAUGGACCAUAAUCCUCCACUUCCAGGUGUCCGAAUCUAUCUCCGACAUCCAGGUGAACGGCCAGUCAGACGACAUGACGGCCAAGGAGAAGCUGCUGCUGUGGUCGCAGCGCAUGGUGGAUGGCUACCAAGGCCUCCGCUGUGACAACUUCACCACCAGUUGGAGGGAUGGCAAGCUGUUCAACGCGGUCAUCCACAGACACAAGCCCAUGCUUAUCGACAUGAGCAAAGUGUACCGGCAAACCAACCUGCAGAACCUGGAGCAGGCCUUCAACGUGGCGGAGAGCAGCCUAGGGGUCACACGCCUGCUGGACCCCGAGGACGUGGACGUGCCAAACCCCGAUGAGAAGUCCAUCAUCACCUACGUGUCCUCCCUGUAUGAUGCCAUGCCCCGGGUGCCCGACGUCCCGGAUGGUGUGAAAACCAAUGAGCUGGAGCUGCGGUGGCAGGAGUACUACGAGCUGGUCACCCUGCUUCUGCAGUGGAUGCGCCACUACAUCACCAUCUUCGAGGAGAGGAAGUUCCCUGCCAGCUACGAGGAGAUCGAGAUUCUGUGGCGCCAGUUUAUGAAGUUCAAGGAGACUGAACUGCCAGCUAAAGAAACAGACAAGAAUCACUCAAAGCUGAUCUUCAAUUCCUUUGAGUCUGCCAUCCAUGCUGGUCAGGUGAGGGUACCUCCAGGCUACCACCCCAUCGAUGUGGAGAAAGAAUGGGGUCGUCUGCACUUGACCAUCCUGGAGAGAGAGAGGCUGCUGAGGACCGAGCUUGAAAGGUUAGAGCGUCUUCAGCGUAUCGUCAGCAAGGUCCAAAUGGAGUCCGGUGUUUGUGAGGAGCAGCUGAACCAGGUGGAGAGCCUCUUGCAGACGGACAUCCGUCUGCUGAACAUGGGCAAGCCAGCUAAGAACAUGAUGGAGCUGGAGAGGGACCUGGACAAGGCCGACGGAAUGAUCCGCCUGCUCUUCAAUGAUGUACAGCUGCUGAAGGAUGGGCGCCACCUGCAGGCCGAGCAGAUGUACAGGAGGGUGUACCAUCUGCACGAGCGGCUGGUGAACCUGCGCACCGAGUACAACCUGAGGUUCCGUUCCAGUGUGACCUCCACCCAGUCGCCCGUCACCCAGCAGCAGAGCAUUGUGAAGGGCAGGCCCGAGCUGGACGAGGUGACCCUGCGCUACAUCCAGGACCUGCUGGCCUGGGUGGAGGAGAACCAGAGGCGUGUGGACUCAGCUGGCUGGGGUGCGGACUUGCCCUCCGUGGAGUCGCAGCUGGGCAGCCACCGGGGACUGCACCAGACCGUGGAGGACUUCCGCUCAAAGAUCGAGCGGGCUCGUGCUGACGAGAACCAGCUGUCUCCAAUCAGCAAAGGAACCUACAGGGAGUACCUGGGCAAACUGGACCUCCUGUACGCCAAACUGCUGAACUCGUCCAAGUCCCGCCUUCGCAACCUGGACCAGCUCCAGACCUUCGUCAGCGCUGCCACCAAGGAGCUGAUGUGGCUGAACGACAAGGAGGAGGAGGAGGUGAAUUUCGAUUGGAGUGACCGCAACACCAACAUGACUGCCAAGAAAGACAACUACUCGGGUCUGAUGCGUGAGCUGGAGCUGAGGGAGAAGAAGGUGAAUGAGAUCCAGACCACUGGUGACAGGCUGCUGAAAGAGGGCCACCCAGGCAGAAAGACUGUGGAGGCUUUCACAGCUGCCUUGCAGACUCAGUGGAGCUGGAUCCUUCAGCUGUGCUGUUGCAUCGAAGCUCACCUCAAGGAGAAUACUGCCUACUACCAGUUCUUUGCUGAUGUGAAGGAGGCAGAGGAGAAGCUGGCCAAGACGCAGGAAGCCAUGAAGAAGAAGUACACCUGCGACCGGUCUGUGACGGUGACACGGCUGGAGGACCUGCUGCUGGAUGCUCUGGAGGAGAAGGAGCAGCUGAACGAGUUCAAGACUCAUCUGGCCGGGCUGAACAAACGAGCCAGAACCGUGAUCCAGCUGAAACCACGCAACCCCAGCACCCCCGUCAAGGGCAGGCUACCCGUCCAGGCCGUGUGUGACUUCAAACAGAUGGAGAUCACUGUUCAUAAAGGCAACGAGUGUCAGCUGCUGAACAACUCGCAGCCCUACAAAUGGAGAGUGCAGAGCUCCUCUGGGGACGAGGCGGUGGUCCCAUCCGUCUGCUUCAUUGUCCCGCCGCCCAACAAGGAGGCUGUGGACAGCAUCUGCAGCCUGGAUACCAGCUACCAGAGGCUGAUGACCCUGUGGCAGAGCCUGCACAUCGACAUGAGGAGUAUGCUAGCCUGGCAGUACCUCGUAAGGGACAUGCAGCAGAUCCACUCCUGGAACAUCACCAUGUUUAAGACCAUGAAACCCGAAGAGUACCGGCUGAUUCUGAGGAACCUGGAGCUGCACUACCAGGACUUCAUGAGGGACAGCCAGGACUCGCAGAUGUUCGGAGCUGACGACCGAAUGCAGAUUGAGUCUGAUUUCAACAAGGCCUCGCGCUACUAUGACAGCUUGCUCCGCAGUGUGGAGAAAGGCUCAGAGCUCAGGCAGAAGGGGGAGCAGAAUGAGUCGACAUGCCGGACUUACAUCACCCACCUGAAGGACCUGCGUCUGCAGCUGGAGGGCUGUGAGGCCCGUACCGUGGCUCGUAUCCGCCAGCCUGUAGACAAGGAGCCACUCAGGGACUGUGCCCAACGUUCAACUGAGCAAAAGAAAGUCCAGAUGGAGCUGGAUGGCAUCAAAAAGGACGUGGGCAAGGUGUCCCAGGAUGCAGAGGCUCUCCUGGCAUCGCCAGAGCAGUCCAGCUCGACGCCAGUGCUGAAAUCAGAACUGGACCUCACCCUACAGAAGAUGGACCAGGUCUAUAGUUUGUCCUCCAUAUACCUGGAGAAACUGAAGACCAUCGAAGUGGUGAUCCGCAGCACGCAAGGCACCGAGGAUGUGCUGAAGAAGUAUGAGGACCAGCUCCGCAAUGUCAACAAAGUGCCAAUGGAUGUCAAGGAGGUGGAGAUGCACCGCUCACAGCUGAAGAAAUUACGCGGGGAUGCAGAGUCCGAGCAGCCCGCCUUCGACGCCUUGGACUCCGAGCUGCGCAAAGCCUCGGCUGUCAGCGAGAGGCUGUCCCGGCUGCACAGCGAGCGUGAUGCGGAGCUGGACCACUACCGCCACCUGCUGGCUAGCCUACAGGAGCGCUGGCAGGCUUUGUUCGCCCAGGUGGACCUACGGCAGCGGGACCUGGAGCAGCUCGGCCGUCAGCUGGGCUACUACCGGCAGAGCUACGACUGGCUGAUCCGCUGGAUCGCCGACGCCAAGCAGCGGCAGGAGAACAUCCAGGCCGUGCCCAUCACCGACAGCAAGAUCCUGAAGGAGCAGCUGGCCCAGGAGAAGAAACUGCUGGAAGAGAUCGAGAAAAACAAAGACAAAGUUGACGAGUGUCAGAAGUACGCCAAGACCUACAUUGACACUAUCAAGGAUUACGAGCUGCAGCUGGUGACCUACAGGGCCAUUGCAGAGCCAUUGUCUCCAAUGAAGAAACCCAAGAUGGAUUCUGCUUCUGACAAUAUUAUCCAGGAGUACGUGACCCUAAGGACACGGUACAGCGAGCUCAUGACUCUGACCAGCCAGUACAUCAAGUUCAUCACGGACACACAGCGGCGCCUGGAGACCGAGGAGAAAGCUGCUGAGAAACUUAAGGAGGAAGAGAGGAGAAAAAUGGCGGAGAUGCAGGCUGAGUUAGAGAAGCAGAAGCAAUUAGCUGAGGCUCAUGCUAAAGCCAUCGCCAAGGCGGAGAAAGAGGCUCAGGAGUUAAAGCUUCGGAUGCAAGAGGAGGUCAGCAAGAGGGAGGUUGUUGCUGUGGAUGCAGAGAAGCAGAAGCUGAACAUCCAGCAGCAACUACAUGAGCUAAGGAACCUCUCGGAGCAGCAGAUCAACCUCAAGAGCCAACAGGUGGAUGAUGCCCUACAGUGCCGCACGAAGGUUGAGGAGGAGAUACGCAUCAUCAGACUCCAGCUGGAGACCACCAUGAAGCAGAAGACUACGGCUGAGACGGAGCUCCAGCAACUUCGCGACCGAGCGGACGAUGCAGAGCGCCUGCGGAAGCUUGCCCAGGAAGAAGCAGAGAAACUCCGCAAGCAGGUCAAUGACGAGUCCCAGAAGAAGCGCAAGGCGGAGGAUGAGCUGAAGUUAAAGUCAGAAGCAGAAAAAGAGGCUGCUAGGCAAAAGCAGAAGGCCCUGGAUGAACUGAACAGGCUGAGGAUGCAGGCUGAAGAAGCAGAGCGGCAAAUGAAACACGCAGAAGUGGAAAAAGAGAGGCAGAUCAAGCUGGCCCACGACGCCGCACAGAAGAGUGCUACUGCUGAACUUCAGAGCAAACGCAUGUCUUUUGCCGAGAAGACAACAAAACUGGAGGAGUCACUUAAACAGGAGCACACCACUGUCAUUCAGCUGCAGGAGGAGGCGGAACGUCUCAAGAGACAGCAAGAAGAUGCCGACAAAGGCAGGGAGGACGCUGAGAAAGAGCUGGAAAAGUGGAGACAGAAAGCCAACGAAGCACUCCGCUUGAGGCUCCAGGCUGAGGAGGAGGCUCACAAGAAGAGCAGAGCUCAGGAAGAGGCAGAGAAGCAGAAGGAGGAGGCUGAGCGUGAAGCUAAGAGGAGAGCCAAGGCCGAGGAGUCUGCACUAAAGCAGAAGGAGAUGGCCGAGCAGGAACUGGAGAAACAGCGCAAGCUGGCUGAAGGCACAGCCCAGCAGAAACUUUCCGCUGAACAAGAACUUAUCCGUCUGAGAGCCGACUUUGACCAUGCUGAACAGCAAAGGUCAGUGCUCGAAGACGAACUCUACCGCCUUAAAAAUGAAGUCAGUGCUGCUGAACAACAGAGGAAGCAGCUCGAGGACGAGCUUUCCAAAAUGAGGAGCGAAAUGGAAAUUCUUCUGCAGCUGAAGGCUAAGGCUGAGAAGGAGACCAUGUCCAACACUGAAAAGAGCAAGCAGCUCCUAGAAGCCGAGGCGACAAAGAUGAGGGAUCUGGCGGAGGAGGCAUCCAAACUGCGGUCUAUUGCCGAAGAAGCAAAGAGACAACGGCAAAUUGCUGAAGAAGAAGCUGCCAGACAGAGAGCAGAAGCUGAGAGAAUCCUGAAAGAGAAACUAGCUGCCAUCAAUGAGGCUACUCGACUUAAAACCGAAGCUGAAAUCGCCCUCAAAGAGAAGGAGGCAGAGAACGAGAGAUUGAGAAGACAAGCUGAAGAUGAAACUUAUCAGAGAAAGGCUCUCGAGGACCAAGCAACUCAGCACAAGCAAGAUAUUGAGGAAAAGAUUAACCAGCUCAAGAAAUCCUCUGACACUGAAUUAGAAAGACAGAAACAAAUCGUAGAAGAAACCCUCAAACAAAGGAGGGUUGUGGAGGAGGAGAUCCGUAUCCUUAAACUUAAUUUUGAGAAGGCCUCUUCUGGCAAACUAGACUUGGAGCUGGAGCUGAACAAACUGAAGAACAUUGCCGAAGAAACUCAACAAAGCAAGAUCCAGACGGAGAAGGAGGCAGAGAAGCUCCGCAAGCUGGUCCUGGAAGAGGAAAGCAGAAGGAAGGAAGCAGAAGAGAAAGUAAGAAAGAUCGCUGCUGCCGAAGAAGAAGCUGCACGCCAGCGUAAGCUAGCCCAGGAGGAAGUGGAGCGCUUAAAGAAGAGAGCAACUGAAGCUCACAAGCAAAAGGAGGAAGCUGACAAAGAAGCUGAGAAGCAGAUCCUUUUGGCCAAAGAGGCUGCACAUAAGUGCACUGCAGCAGAACACCAGGUCCAAAGUGUGCUCGUUCAGCAGAAGGAGGACAGCCUAGUUCAGAACAAGCUGAAAGAGGAAUUUGAAAAAGCCAGAAGGCUUGCCCAGGAAGCAGAGGAGGCCAAGGAGAAAGCUGAAAGGGAAGCUGCUCUCCUUCGCCAGCAGGCAGAGGAUGCUGAGCGCCAGAAGCAAGCUGCAGAGGCGGAAGCUACUAAACAGGCUAAAGCACAGGAGGAUGCGGAGCGACUGAGAAAGGAGGCUGAACUCGAGGCUGCUAAGCGAGGCCAAGCUGAGGCAGCAGCUGUGAAACAAAAAGAACAGGCGGACUCUGAGAUGGCAAAGCACAAACAGAUUGCAGAGCAGACACUAAAACAAAAGUCUCAAGUCGAACAGGAACUGACUAAGGUCAAGCUGCAGCUGGAUGAGACAGACAAGCAAAAGUCUUUCUUGGAUGAAGAGCAUCAUCGCCUCAAAGAUGAGGUCACUGACGCAAUGAAGCAGAAGGCCCAGGUGGAGGAAGAGCUGUUCAAAGUCAAGAUCCAGAUGGAGGAACUGGUCAAACUGAAACUCAGAAUUGAGGAGGAAAACCAGCGCCUGAUCAAAAGAGACAAUGACAACACUGAGAAGUUUUUGGCUGAGGAAGCAGAGAAUAUGAAGAAGCUGGCAGAACAAGCUGCUCGACUCAGUGUAGAGGCCCAGGAGGCUGCCCGUAUGAGGCAGAUCGCAGAGUCUGACCUUGCCCAGCAGAGGGCACUUGCAGAGAAGAUGAUGAAGGAGAAAAUGCAAGCCAUCCAAGAGGCCUCAAAACUGAGAGCAGAGGCAGACAUGCUUCAGAAACAAAAGGACCAGGCUCAGGAGCAGGCUCAGAAGCUGUUGGAGGACAAGCAGCUGAUGCAACAGCGCUUACAGGAGGAGACCGAGGGCUUUCAGAAAUCCCUGGAAGCUGAACGCAAGCGACAGCUGAUGAUCACCGCUGAGGCCGAGGAACUGAAACUCAGGGUGACUUUGCUGAGCGACGCACAGUCAAAAGCAGAGGAGGAAGCCAAAAAGUUCAGGAAGCAGGCGGAUGACAUCAGCGCUCGUCUGCAUGAGACCGAGCUGUUGAAUAAAGGAAAGUUCCAUGUCGUAGAAAAACUAGAGGUCCAAAGACUGCAGAGUAGCAAAGAAGCUGAUGAACUACGAAAAGCCAUUUCUGAGCUUGAAAAGGAAAAGGAUAAACUGAAAAGGGAGGCUGCAGAGUUACAAAAUAAGUCAAAGGAGAUGGCUAAUGCUCAGCAGGAACAAAUUGAGCAUGAGAUGAUAAUCCUUCAGAAGACCUUCACAACAGAGAAGGAGAUGUUGCUCCAAAAGGAAAAGCUUAUCGAAGAAGAGAAAAAGAGGCUGGAAAAACAGUUUGAAGAGGAAGUUAAAAAAGCGAGAACCCUCAAGGAUGAACAAGAGCAUCAAAGAAAAGCUAUGGAGGAGGAGAAGAGAAAACUUCAGAAGAACUUGGAUGCUGCUCUCAAGAAGCAAACAGAUGCAGAAGAAGAAAUGCGCAAUAAGCAGAAGGAGAUGAAGGAGCUUGAAAAGAAGCGGUUAGAGCAGGAGAAGCUGCUGGCUGAGGAGAACAAGAACCUCCGUGAAAAACUGCAAAAGCUUCAGGUUGCUGAAAAACCAGCAGUAGCGCAUACAAGGGAGAUUCAAAUCCAAACAGAAUUUGUCCCUGAAACAGAACUGGUUUUUGCAACGUCAGUGGGAACAUCAAAGGAGAUUUUCAAUGGCCAGAGUGGCAGGGAUGAUGUGGACAGGAAUGGAGUCUCACCGCUGGCAUUUGAGGGAAUCCGGGAGAGGGUCCCUGCAAGCAGGCUGUAUGACGUUGGCUUGUUGAGCAAAAAGGACUUUGAUAAGUUAAAUAAGGGAAAAACUACUGUGCAGGAGCUCAGCCAGGAUGAAACCCUGAGGAAGUACCUUAGAGGUACCAACUGCAUUGGAGGAGUCUUAGUCAAACCUAACCAAAAGAUGAGCAUCUAUCAAGCUAUGAAAGAGAACAAAAUCACCCCUGGCACUGCACUGGUACUUCUGGAAGCUCAGGCAGCCUCUGGGUAUAUAAUUGACCCAGUGAAGAAUAAGCAGCUUACUGUCAAUGAAGCUGUAAAGGAGGGACUAAUUGGGCCUGAACUGCAUAAUAAUAUGCUCUCCGCUGAACGAGCAGUCACUGGUUACAAGGACCCAUAUACUGGUGGAAAAAUCUCCCUCUUUGAAGCCAUGAAAAAAGGUUUGAUUGUGGAAAACCAUGGCAUUAGACUGCUUGAAGCUCAAUUAGCUACUGGUGGAAUCAUCGACCCAGUUCAUAGCCAUCGUGUGCCUACUGAGACAGCCUAUAAGCAAGGUCAAUUUGAUGCGCAGCUGAACAAAAUUCUACUAGAUCCUACAGAUGACACAAAAGGGUUCUUUGAUCCAAACACUAAGGAAAAUCUGACUUACUUACAGCUUUUGGAAAGGUGCACAGGAGACCCAGAAACUGGCCUGUUACUACUACCCAUUACAGACAAGGCUGCUCUAAGUGAUAGAACAUACACUGAUGAGGAAACAAAAGAUGUCUUCAGCAAGACCACUGUAUCAGUUCCAUUUGGAAGGUUCAAGGGAAAGAACAUCACCAUUUGGGAAAUUAUCAACUCGGAGUAUUUCACUGAGGAACAAAGGAAAGAUCUAAUCCGACAGUACAGGACAGGGAAAAUCACUGUGGAAAAAAUCAUCAAGAUUGUUAUUACUGUGGUAGAAGACAAAGAGAAAAAGAAAGAAAUUGAAUUUGACGGACUCAGGGGGCCUGUUCCUGCUACUGAACUUCUGGAUUGCAAGAUCAUUGACAAAGACUUAUACAACAAACUCCACAAGGGCAAUAAGUCAGUUAAAGAAGUGUCUGAGCUGGAGCAAGUAAAGAAAGCACUGAAAGGUGCUAACGGUAUAGCUGGAGUGUUCAUCGAGUCAACGAAGGAGAAGAUGCCAUUCUAUCAAGCCAUGAAAAAAGAUAUUUUGAGUCCAGGCCCAGCUUUGAAUCUUUUGGAGGCACAAGCUGGAACUGGGUUUAUCAUUGACCCAGUGAAAAAUCAAAAGUUGACUGUUGAUGAAGCUGUAAAAGAAGGUCUUGUUGGCCCUGAGCUUCACGAAAAGUUGCGUUCUGCAGAGAGAGCUGUCGCUGGCUACAAAGAUCCCUACACCGGGAAAACUGUUUCUUUAUUUGAAGCUAUGAAGAAGGAACUCAUUAUCAGGGACCAAGGCAUUCGUUUGCUGGAAGCUCAGCUGGCCACUGGUGGCAUCAUUGACCCGGUAAAAAGCUAUCGUAUCCCACAUGAUGUUGCCUGCAAGCGGGGAUAUUUUGAUGAUGAAAUAAACCAGAUUCUGAGCAAGCCAACUGAUGACACAAAGGGGUUUUUUGACCCCAACACCCAGGAAAAUGUCACAUACUCACAGCUCCAGGAAAGGUGCAUCACUGACAAGGAGACUGGUCUUCAGCUUCUGCCUCUGUCUGAGAAAGCCAUCAAUGCAAAAGACUUUCAGUCUUACACAGAUGUACAAACUAAAGAGGCUUUCAACCAGGCAAGCAUAGAAAUGUCAUCUGGACCAUUCAAGGGAAGGAAAGUAACUAUUUGGGAGCUCAUCAACUCUGAGUAUCUAACAGAGGAACAGAGACUUGAGCUGAUCAGGCAAUACAAAUCUGGCAAGGUGACAAUUGAAAAAAUCAUUAAGAUUGUCAUCACCAUCAUCGAUGAGAAGGAAACAAAGAAAAAUGAACAGGUCACUUUCAAGGGACUCAGAGGUUCUGUCCCAGCAAGAUCGUUGCUUGACUCCCAGAUAAUUGAUAAAACUACAUUUGAAAAGCUGCAGCAAGGCAGAACGUGCCCAAAAGAUGUUGCUGAAUUUGACAAGGUUAAAAAUUAUUUGCAGGGCACUGACUGCAUUGCUGGCAUCUACAUUGAACCAACCAAAGAAAAGAUGAGCAUUUACCAAGCAAUGAAGAAGAAAUUGCUAAGACACAACACAGGCCUCGUACUUCUUGAAGCGCAAGCAGCUACUGGAUUUAUUGUGGAUCUGAUCACAAAUCAGCUGCUGACUGUGGAUGAGGCUGUAAAGGCAGGCACCGUUGGCCCUGAGCUUCAUGAAAAACUUCUUUCAGCUGAAAAAGCCGUAACUGGCUACAAUGACCCCUACACAGGUAACAAGAUCUCCCUCUUCCAAGCUAUGCAGAAAGACUUCAUCUUGAAGGAGCAUGCUGUGCCUCUUCUCGAAGCUCAGAUUGCUACUGGAGGAAUCAUUGAUCCUGUAAAUAGUCACAGGGUGCCUAUGGAGGUAGCCUAUGAGCGUGGCUAUCUCAGCAAACCGAUGUUUAAGAUUCUGUCCGAGCCAACAAAUGACACCAAGGCAUUCACUGACCCCAACACAGAGGAAAGUGUCACUUACAAACAGCUAAAGGAGAAGUGCAUGAGAGAUCCUGGAACAGGAUUCUGUUUAUUACGCCUUUCAAAACCAGAGUCCCCCACAGUGGUGGAGAAGACUUACCUGUACACUGAGGAACAAACUCAGAAGGACUUAGCUGACACUAAAGUAGAUAUCCCACUUGGAGGUCAUUCUGGACAGUCAAUGUCUCUGUGGGAUAUCAUGAACUCAGAUAUGCUCCCUGAAGAAGAAAGACUUAAACUCCUUGACGAAUAUCGGUCUGGAAAAAUCACAAAGGAACGAAUGAUCAUCAUAAUUAUAGAAAUAAUUGAGCAAAGGGAAAUCAUCAGGGGUGGGCAUACUGCAUCUUGCGACGUAAUCAGACGAAGAGUUACCAUUGAGGAACUAUAUAACGCUCACAUUAUUGACUUGGAAACUUACAAUCUGCUGAAGCAAGAGAAAAUAACCAUUCGAGAAGUCAUGGAAAUGCAGACAGUGAAACAGUAUCUUUUUGGCACUGGCAGCAUUGCUGGGGUUUUGUCUGAUGCCUCCAACCGAAUCAGUAUUUAUCAGGCUAUGAAGAGAGGACUAAUGAAACCUGAAAUUGCUGUUAGUCUUCUGGAAGCUCAAGCAGCAACAGGGUUUAUGGUUGAUCCAGUCAGGAAUGAAAUGUUAACUGUUGAUGAGGCUGUCCGCAAAGGUGUUGUUGGUCCAGAGCUCCAUGACAAACUUCUCUCUGCUGAGAGAGCUGUCACUGGUUAUAAGGAUCCUUACAGUGGUAAAAUUAUCUCUCUGUUCCAAGCAAUGAAGAAAGACCUGCUUCCUGAGGAAUAUGCUCUAAAACUGCUGGAAGCACAGGUAGCCACAGGUGGCCUCGUGGAUCCAGAAUUCUACUUCCACCUUCCCACUGAUGUUGCCAUGCAGCGUGGAUACAUUAAUAAAGAAAUCAAUGAAAAGCUUUCAGGAGAUGUUAAGGGUUAUACUGACCCUGUCACAGAAGAGAAACUAUCAUAUACCCAACUGCUUAAGAGGUGCAGAAUUGACAAGGGCACUGGAUUGCGAAUGCUGUCACUAGCAGACAGAAGAUUACUGUUCAAGGGUCUUAGGAAGCAGAUCACUAUAGAAGAAUUGAUACGCUCCCAGAUCAUUGACCAAAAGACAGUCACAGAACUAAAUGAAGGCCUUGUUACAAUUGAGGAAGUCAGCAAGGGGCUCCAGAAAUAUCUUGAAGGCACAAGUUGUAUUGCUGGUGUAUUUAUUGAAUCUACAAAGGAACGUUUGUCUGUUUAUCAAGCAAUGAAAAAGAAUUUGAUCAGACCUGGAACCGCUUUUGAACUGCUGGAAGCUCAGGCAGCCACAGGAUACGUCAUUGACCCAAUUAAGGCCCUAAAGCUGACUGUAAAUGAUGCUGUCAGGAUGGGAAUUGUGGGACCAGAGUUCAGAGACAAACUUCUCGCCGCUGAGCGUGCUGUUACAGGUUACAGAGACCCAUAUACUGGAAAGACCAUCUCUUUAUUCCAGGCUAUGAAAAAAGGUCUCAUUUUGAAAGAUCAUGGAAUUCGCCUUCUGGAAGCUCAGAUUGCCACUGGCGGCAUCAUUGAUCCAGAGGAAAGUCAUCGACUUCCAGUAGAGGUGGCCUACAACCGUGGCCUCUUUGAUGAAGAGAUGAAUGAAAUUCUCUCUGAUCCAUCUGACGACACCAAGGGAUUCUUUGACCCAAAUACUGAGGAGAACCUCACCUACUUAGGGCUGAUGGAGAGGUGCAUUACAGACCCAGAAACAAACCUCGUUCUCCUGCUUCUGAAGGACAAGAAGCGAGAGAGGAAGACAUCAUCCAAGUCAUCUGUUCGCAAACGCAGAGUAGUCAUUGUAGAUCCCGAGUCUGGCAAAGAGAUGUCGGUGUAUGAGGCAUACCGCAAAGGACUUAUUGACCAUCAGACCUACCUGGAACUUGCAGAGCAGGAAUGUGAAUGGGAGGAAAUCACCACUACCUCCUCUGAUGGGACUGUGAAAUCCAUGAUCAUUGACAGAAGGUCUGGACGACAAUAUGACAUAGAUGACGCUAUUUCAAGAGGCCUCAUUGAUCAGUCUGCUAUGGAUCAGUAUCGUUCUGGCACUCUUUCCAUCACAGAAUUUGCUGACAUGUUGUCUGGUACCAUGAGUGGAUUCCGAUCCCGUUCAUCCUCAUUUGGAUCCACUUCUUCCUAUCCCAUGAGUCCACUCCCAUCCAUCAAGACCCCAACAACAGUAUGGAAUGAUCCAACUGAGGAAACAGGCCCAGUGGCUGGAAUCCUGGAUACAGACACUUUAGAGAAGGUGUCCAUAACUGAAGCUAUGCAUCGAAACAUUUUAGACAACAUCUCUGGUCAAAGACUACUGGAAGCCCAAGCAUGUACUGGUGGUAUCAUUGAUCCCACCACAGGGGAGACAUUCUCUGUUGCUGAUGCAGUGAGCAAAAACCUUGUUGAUAAGAUAAUGGUUGAUCGCCUCAACCUGGCUCAGAAAGCUUUCAAUGGAUUUGAAGAUCCUAGAACCAAGACUAAAAUGUCUGCUGCUCAGGCCUUGAAAAAAGGAUGGCUUUAUUAUGAAGCUGGCCAGCGUUUCCUUGAGGUCCAGUACCUCACUGGAGGAUUAAUUGAACCUGAUGUUUCUGGCAGAGUCUCACUAGAUGAAGCUAUCAAAAAGGGCACUUUGGACACACGUACCGCCCAGAAGCUGCGAGACGUGAGCAGCUAUAACAAAUACCUGACCUGCCCCAAAACCAAACUGAAGAUCUCCUACAAAGAUGCCAUGGACAGAAGCAUGGUUGAAGAGGGAUCUGGCUUGCAUCUUCUGGAGGCAUGCUCGCAAUCCAGCAAAGGUCUCUACAGCCCCUACAAUGCCAGUGGUGCUGGGUCAGCAGUGGGUUCCCGGAGUGGAUCAAGAACAGGGUCUAGACAAGGCUCAAGACGAGGAAGCUUUGAUGCUACUGGCUCUGGUUUCACCAUGAACUUGUCGUCCUCCUCCUACAGCUCUUCAUCCUACAGCCGCCGAUACUAAGCCAAGCCAUUGCAUUAGUUAUCAUGAACAAGGCCUUGAAGAACAACAAACCUUUGCAACAAUGCUUCCAAUCCGCUUGUCAGCUUUUUAAUUUAUAGGAAAAAUAUUCUGCUCUGCAUGUGGUUGCAUUAAAUCAUAUUGCAUUAAUGCUGGAUGUAGUUAUAUAUAAAGAUCUCACUUAAUUCAGUGUAUAUUCAGAAUGAUUCUUUGAGGGCUUAUUUUGUAUUCUGAGAUAAAUCUAAUUUCUAUUAUUCUGUUUAUUUGUGCAACAAAGUGCAUAUUUGUAAGAUCCUUGAACUCAUUUAAUAUGUUUUGAAUUGCUCAGUUUAACACUUUGUUGGUGUCAAGUAACACUAUUUCGUGUUGUAUAUUAUGAUUAACACUACAUAUAAGGAAUUUUCCAGAAAGUUAUAUCUGAAAGAAUUCUGACAGAAGUAUAUAAAAACAAAAGUAUUUUUUCAUAUUGUUUUCUGGGUUUAGUUUAAGAGACGUAUUCAUAGGACAUGCCAACACAGAAUUAAAAGUGAUGCUGUUUACCCGAAUUAAAAAUAUACAUAUGGCUUUAUUCUCUGUACAUGUAUAGAUAUUUGAUCUGAGAUAUUUUAUAGGGCAAAGGCUUUCCAGCAAAACAUAACUAAUGACUAGCUUGCUGUCUGCAGAGCAGAAUAAAGAUAACAAAUUUUUAUCACUGGAAUAAAAAUGCUUCAAGAUGCCA